Molecule: messenger RNA, 1113 nt
Organism: Ictalurus punctatus (channel catfish)
Lineage: Eukaryota; Metazoa; Chordata; Actinopteri; Siluriformes; Ictaluridae
Product: matrix-remodeling-associated protein 7
Exons: 4
Coding region: 263-826 (187 amino acids)
Source: RefSeq, a predicted model, not a curated record
ACCACGCAGGGUUUAGCUCUUGCUCCCGAAGCUGUAGUGUACUUGUUUAUUAUAGGUAACGGAUUGAGCACAAAAAAAACGCAUACUAGAUCACUAACUUUACCGUUUUCUGUUUACAAAGACAGGAAUAUAGGCUUCCAAAUCCCAUAUUAGCAAUCUGUAGAAAUCAACAAAGCACCCAUGCUUGGUUUAAAAACAAAAAGAAUAAGCUCGACAUAAACCUAGCAAGCUCUGCAGCUGUAAAAGUUUAUUAGUGAGAUUCAUGGACGCCUCCAUGGACACGUGGUUCAUCUGGCUUUCUGUCGUUUUCACGAUCCUGGCUGGUUUUCUCACAGCUGUUUUAUUGGGAAGAAAUCAGUCUGUUUCAGGAAAGACGGAUGCAAACCCAGCAGAGGCGUUUCCACCCUGCGGAGAGCAAGAGGAGAGCAGCUCCAAGGAAGGACUCGCAGGACUCCGUGAACCCCAGGCUGAAUCUGAAUGUACAGCACAGACGACCGAAGAUCUGCCAGACGAGCCCUGUGCGUCGACCCGGCAUGAGAUUGUCGGGAAAGGUUGUGAGCGAGCCAGGUCAGAGAAUGACGAGUCUUCAGGCUCUCCCUCAGUAAACAGGAUGGGUGAUGAGGAUCAGACCCUAAGGUACAUGCCGGGUAUGUUGCGGACGAGCCAGCUUGAGAAGAUGAUGAGUAAAGAAGAGCUGGAGGAAGAACAGAGAGUUCAGCGGGAGCAGCUCGCUGCAAUCUUCAAGCUGCUUCGAGAAAACCAGGACACAUUCGGGGAGGUGACGGAGAAAGACAUGGAGGAACAGCUUAAGCUUUACUCUGUCUAAAAGAACUGCACCAAGCACUGGUCUGCCAUCACCGAAAUGGAAAGUUGACACUAUUACUCACGGUUGCUGCUGUUCAGAAGUGGGGUUGAGGGGUGGAGUUUCCCGCAUGAACGGCAUGAAAAUAAUUCUGUCUGUAACGAUGUGAGGAAAAACUGGGUAAUUAAUGAAGCUCAAUGUGUCUUAGACUUACACUGGACACAUAUUAACAACCUUGUUAAUUAGGUAUAGAUGUAGUAAUUAUCUAUGUAUAUAUCUUCGUGUAUAUAUAUAUAUAUAUAUAUAUAUAU